AGCAAUUUGCGCUGUCUUGUCGAGCUUUCUCUGACGUGCCGAAGGUGCUCGCCCACCCCGACCACGCUCCGCCUCGCUUUCUGAUUUUAUCAGCAAAAAUGACACGUAAUACUGCAAGGAGACAGCUUAGGAUUACUGCGCGUCUUGUCUUUUGUGUAUGGCCGUUUCUGGUUGUCCAGUCACGCGAAAAAGCGGGCCACAAGAGGGCGAAAACAUUCGCCGGGUUGUUAUGCUGUUGUGUUUUACAACCAUUCUGCAGUUCUAGUAUCACCUGCCAUUCUGCAGUUCUAGUAUCACUCGCCAACACACUCGCGUUGCGUGCCAUACACACAGCGCGCGGCCCCCUCACUCCCCUCUGCAACGCCCGCCUGCUGCUUGCUACCUUAUGCCUGUCCGAUUCCGGUCCUGCAUACAAGGCCUUUCUUACAACAGCUCAUAUCCGCUUCGGCAGGCCGGUUCCUUACUGCAAUGUCUAAACACCACCGGUCUGAUAAAUUAACAACAUAUGGUUCGUCAACCGCCCCGCCUCCAGAAAAGCCUCAGCGCAAAGUACCUUCAGAGCGCUGCGAGCGGGAUGCCGCCGAACCGGGUCCCCGGCUGCCGAAGCCUAGGGCACGGUCAGCUGCAGCUCGUGGGGAGUCCUCAGGAGAUCAGCAGGCACAGUUUGAUUCAGGGGGGCCUGGAUCCCGCAAGCAUGUGCCAUGGACUGAGCGGCAGGAGCGCCUUGAGGCUGCCUGGGCAAAAUACGCAGAGCAGAUGCGCAUCACUUUCAUGCAGCAAGCGGCUGCAUUAAACGAGCAGCGGUUGUUGCGACGGAAGCUCUUAUUAGAGCAGGCGCAACAGCGCUUCGAUGCGCUUGCGGCGUCGUGGCAGGCAGCGCACGCGUGCACAACGUCAGCUACGUCGUGCACCACGUACAACAACGUGCGGUACAUUGGCCUGCAGUGCAGCGGAGUGGUGAGCGUGCCGACGGUUACGUGCAGCUGUGGGGCCGCUUUUACGCCGGACGCAAUUGCUGCCGGGUGCUUUCCCAGCACGCCCACGGAGUAUGACACGCUGUAUGAUCUGGAGGUACACAACGCCUACGCGUGGCUCGGGCUUCGUGCAGGCCUUUCUGCAUCAGACUUCACAGAAUUCCUGGCGGAGUUCAGCGGGACGGGCUUGGACGACCGCCAGUACCUGGGCUCGUUUUUCGGCCACUUGCGGGCGUCUCACAAUCACGACAGCUUUGGGGCGCUGGGCGUGGAGGGCCUGGACCAGGGCCCGUUCAGCGGAUGCCCCGUCUGCUCUGCAACCGCAAAUACCGCCCACCCCUACCGCCUUGGAGUAGCAGCAGAUGCAGUCACGAAGCUGGGGCAUUUCGCCAGCUGUGGCAUUGCCAGCUCGGGCAUUCCUCCGCAGCUGUCUGGCCACUUCGGUGCCGUGGAUGCGGAGGUGCAGCAGCUCUUCGAGGCGGGACAGCUCAAUCUGCAGGCGGUAGUGAAGGACUUGCCCAGCAAUGCAGCGGCCGAUGCGCGCAGUGAGGCGCCAGGAUCUAGCUGACGUCUACAUAGAUUUUGGUUGCCGGCUCAGCAGCACAUGGCAGCAAUACCACUCUGGGAAAAGGUCUUCCCCGGAAAAAAAUCCGUUCCC
Molecule: messenger RNA, 1632 nt
Organism: Chlamydomonas reinhardtii
Lineage: Eukaryota; Viridiplantae; Chlorophyta; Chlorophyceae; Chlamydomonadales; Chlamydomonadaceae
Exons: 4
Coding region: 757-1542 (261 amino acids)
Source: RefSeq, a predicted model, not a curated record